GUAGCCGUGUCUGCAUAGGCUAUCGUUGUGUUCAUAACAUCGGACCAGAGUGUUCUCCAUCGAUAGUAUUAUUUUCUGUUAUCUUCUUAACUUUCACCAGUUUCCUACAUUUGAAGAAGAGCCAUCAUGGAGAAAGUGAUUUUAGUGACCGGUGCGAACAGUGGCAUCGGCCUAGCCCUGUGUGAGCGGCUGCUCUAUGAGGACAGUCAGCUGCAGCUGUGUCUGGCCUGCAGGAACAUGCAGAGGGCUGAGGCGGCCCGCUCAGCUCUGCUGACCUCUCACCCCGACGCCCAAAUAGACCUGCUGCACCUGGAUGUAGGCUCUGUCCGCUCGGUUCUCCACGCCGCCCACAAGGUCAAGGCUAGGUACAACAGACUGGACUACCUAUACCUUAAUGCCGGGAUCAUGCCCAAUCCACAGAUUGACAUCAAAGCCUUUUUUAAGGGCCUAUUUUCUAGCAACGUCGUCAAAAUGUUUGCCACAGCAGAGGGCCUCCUGACCCAGCAGGACCGUGUCAACAAAGAUGGACUACAGGAAGUGUUCGCCACAAACCUUUUUGGACACUUUGUGCUGGUCAGGGAGCUAGACUCUAUCCUUUGCCAGGCUGGUCAGACCUCCCGGGUAGUGUGGACUUCGUCCAGCAAUGCCAGACGCUCGGCCUUCAGUCUAGACGAUGUCCAGCACAGACUGGGGACCGAGCCCUACGCAUCCUCCAAGUAUGCCUCCGACCUCAUCAGCCUUGCCCUCAACAGACACAACAACAGCCAGGGGCUGUACUCAUCAGUGAUUUGUCCAGGGCUGGUGAUGACCAACCUUACCUAUGGCAUCCUCCCCUCCUUCUUCUGGACCCUCAUCAUGCCCAUCAUGUAUCUUAUAAGAAUAUUCACCAACACGUUCACACUGACACCGCACAAUGGAGCUGGAGCAUUGCACUCGCUGUUUCUGGAAAAAACGGAGUCCCUGGAUCCGAGGGCAAAGUAUCAUAGUUUGACGUCAGGCAUGGGGAGCAACUACACGCAGCCUCGACAAAUGGACAUCGAUGACGACAUGUCAGAGGCCCUGUAUGUGAAACUGCUGGAAAUGGAAAAAUCUGCUCGUAAGAGAUUGAAAGAAGAGGAUGACAAUAAACAAGCCUACAAAAAGUACCUCAACCAGACAGAGUAGUAUUUUGUAUGGCUAUUCUCCUUUGCUGACUAGUUGAGGCCUAAUCACACAACUUUUAUUCUAUAGCAUAUAAUAUAUCAUUUUGUUACGUUACAGCCUUAUUCUAAAAUGGAUUAAAUACAUUUUUUUUUAAAUCUCAGCAAUCUACACCAUAAUGACAAAGUGAAAAGAGUUUUUGAAUUGUUUGCAAAUGUAUUAAAAAAUAAAAACGAAUAACUUAUUUACAUAAGUAUUCAGACACUUUGCUAUGUGACUCAAAAUUGAGCUCCAGUGCAUCCUGUUUCCAUUGAUCAUCCUUGAGAUUUCUACAACUUGAUUGGAGUCUGCCUAUGGUAAAUUAAAUUGAUUGGUCUUGAUUUAGAAAGGCAAACACCUGUCUAUAUAAGGUCCCACAGUUGACAGUGCAUGUCAGAGCAAAAACCAAGCCACGAGAUUAAAGGAAUUGUCUGUAGAGCUCCGAGACAGGAUUGUGUCAAGGCACAGAUCUUGGGAAGGGUACCAAAACAUUUCUGCAGCAUUGAAGGUCCCCAAGAACACAGUGGCCUCCAUCAUUCUUAAAUAGAAAAAGUUUGAAACCACCAAGACUCUUCCUAGAGCUGGCUGCCCGGCCAAACUGAGCAAUAGGGGGAGAAUGGCCUUGGUCAGGGAGGUGACCAAGAACCUGAUGGUCACUCUGACAGAGCUCCAGAGUUCCUCUGUGGAGAUGGGAGAAACUUCCAGAAGGACAACCAUCUAUGCAGCCCUCCACCAAUCAGGCCUUGAUGGUAGAGUGCCCAGACGGAAGCCACUCCUCAGUAAAAGGCACAUGACAGCCUGCUUUGAGUUUGCCAAAUGUCACAUAAAGACUCUCAGAACAUGAGAAACAUGACUCUCUGGUCUGAUGAAACUAAGAUUGAACUCUUUGGCCUGAAUGCCAAGCGUUAUGUCUGGAUGAACCUGAUCAAACAUCUCUGGAGAGACCUGAAAAUAGCCGUGCAGCAAUGCUCCCCAUUCAACUUGACAGAGCUUGAGAGGAUCUGAACAGAAGAAUUGUAGAAACUCCACAAAUACAGAUGUGCAAAGCUUGUAGCGUCAUACCCAAGAAGACUCAAGGCUAUAAUUGCUGCCGAAGGUGCAUCAACAAAGUACUGACUAAAGGGUCUGAAUACUUAUGUAAAUGUGAUAUUUUAAUUAGCAACACUUUUAAUUUGCUUGGUGAUUGUGGGGAAUUGUUUGUAGAUUGAGGGGGAAAAAACAAUUUAAUCAAUUUUAGAAUAAGGCUGUAAACGAACAAAAUGUGGAAAAAGUCAAGGGGUCUGAAUAAUUUCCGAAAGCACUGUAUAAAAACGAAACUGUUUUAUUCAGUGUGUUUUACUCCGUGUGAAUUAAGAGAAAUGGUAUUCUCUGUUUAAGUUGACCAUGGCCAUGAGGGACUAGUAGUGGUUUGAAUAAUGUCUCUCUAUUUGAGUGAAUACUCUAUAGAAUCAUCUGUUUGCAUUGACUUUUUAUCAGCCACCAUUUUCAAUAGCCUCCCUAGUUGAGUAGAGGUUUCCCCAUUUUCAAGCACUUCAUAAUUUGAUCUUGGUUAGUGUACGCUAGCUAGGCUACAUGAGUGCUGUUCCUUUUGUGACUAUGACAGGAACAUGUACAGUAGGCACUCAAAUAGAUGAAAAAUAUGGUUGAAAGAAUAUAUUAAAACAGAGACUGCAACUUGAAUACUGAAAUCCACUGAAAAUACUGGAACACUAAAAGCACAUGCUGAAACUGAUACACCUGAAAUGGUUAAUGGACAUUUAUGUCUCAGAAACAAGUCUGUACAUUCCUGCUGCUAACUCCAGGAGCUAAAUGUGGUAGACUGUCAAGAGCGUUUGUGAAUUGUCAAGCACAAAAAGCAAUAACUGACCAGAACUAGGCAAAGCAUUCCUUUGUGUUUGCUUGGUAUGAUGAAGAGUUGUGAGCCGUUGAACUUUUAUUGAAAUGAAAGUUUAAAAUUAAAGAUUUGUUUGCAUUAUUUAUGUGUAGCUUGUUUGAAUGAAAAGUUGAUUGACGCCACAACUCUUCAAGCUAAUGCUGACUUUGGUUCAAUUUCUGACGUGUUCUUAUCUGCAGUGCCUUUAGAAACUUUUCCCACAUUUUGUUGUGUUAAAACCUGAAUUUAAAAAUGAUUAAAUUGAGAUAGUGUCACACCAUACCCUAUAAUGUCAAAGUGUAAUUAUGUUUAUAGAAAUGUUUACAAAUGAAUAAAAAAUGAAAAGCUGGAA
Molecule: messenger RNA, 3404 nt
Organism: Oncorhynchus masou masou (cherry salmon)
Lineage: Eukaryota; Metazoa; Chordata; Actinopteri; Salmoniformes; Salmonidae
Product: 3-keto-steroid reductase/17-beta-hydroxysteroid dehydrogenase 7-like
Exons: 9
Coding region: 127-1164 (345 amino acids)
Biological process (GO): cholesterol biosynthetic process
Cellular component (GO): endoplasmic reticulum membrane
Molecular function (GO): 5-alpha-androstane-3-beta,17-beta-diol dehydrogenase (NADP+) activity; estradiol 17-beta-dehydrogenase [NAD(P)+] activity; 3-beta-hydroxysteroid 3-dehydrogenase (NADP+) activity
Source: RefSeq, a predicted model, not a curated record